Molecule: messenger RNA, 1287 nt
Organism: Fusarium coffeatum
Lineage: Eukaryota; Fungi; Ascomycota; Sordariomycetes; Hypocreales; Nectriaceae
Exons: 6
Coding region: 1-1287 (428 amino acids)
Biological process (GO): DNA replication; translational elongation
Cellular component (GO): cytosol; GINS complex; eukaryotic translation elongation factor 1 complex
Molecular function (GO): translation elongation factor activity; guanyl-nucleotide exchange factor activity
Source: RefSeq, a predicted model, not a curated record
AUGGGCUUCACCGACCUCCUUACCGAUGCUGGCGCUUCCGUGCUCAACAACUGGUUGAGCACCCGCUCUUACAUUGUUGGCCAAUCUGCCUCUCAGGCUGAUGUCGCUACCUUCAAGGCCCUCUCUGGCUCCCCUGACGCCGAGAAGUACCCCCACGCCGCCCGAUGGUACAAGCACAUCGCCAGCUACGAGAGCCAGUUCGCCACCCUCCCCGGUGAUGCUUCUGCUCCCUACACCACCUACGGUCCUGAGACCGCUGAGGUGACCAUCAACCCCGCUCAGGCCCCUGAGAAGGCUGAGGCCGAGGAUGAUGACGAUGUCGACCUGUUUGGCAGCGACGACGAGGAGGACACUGAGGCCGCCCGCGUCCGCGAGGAGCGUCUUGCUGAGUACCGCAAGAAGAAGGAGGCUAAGCCCAAGACCAUUGCCAAGUCCGUCGUCACCCUUGACGUCAAGCCUUGGGAUGAUGAGACCGACAUGGUUGAGCUCGAGAAGGCUGUCCGUGCUAUUGAGAAGGACGGUCUCGUCUGGGGUGCCUCCAAGCUCGUCCCCGUGGGUUUCGGUGUCAAGAAGCUCCAGAUCAACAUGGUUGUCGAGGACGAGAAGAUCUCCGUCGCCGACCUCGAGGAGGAGAUCCAGGAGCUCGAGGACUACGUCCAGUCCACCGACGUUGCUGCCAUGCAGAAGCUGACGCAGAACUUGGCCCAUCUACCACCCUACCAAACCGAAAUAGUCAGAGCCGUGACCCGAGAAGUGAGAGAUCUGGAUAAAGAUGUUGGGGAACUUCUCGAACCUUUCCAAGGUUCCUUCGACCCCAGCGCCGACCAGGCCGUUGCCUGCACGCUCCUCGUAAACCAUCUAUCUAUGCGAAGGAACAAAAGGUGUCUGCUUGCCUAUCACCGGACGCGGACGGACAAGCUGGAGGAGCUGGUAUGGAACGGAACAGACGUGAGUGAUCUGUCCGGCCAGCAAGUACGAGAUGCGGGUGCCUCUAGCACAGGAGCCAGCGAUGCUUCGAAAAGUAGUCUGAGUCCUCAAGAGGAGGAGUACUUUAGACAAUACAGCGACCUUUUGGCAGCGUACAAGGGUCAAUGGACGGAUAUUGAUCUUACAGGUAGCCUGGAGCCACCGCGAGACCUGUUCAUUGAUGUGCGAGUGCUCAAAGAUGCUGGAGAAAUUCAAACAGAAUACGGGGCCAUCACUUUGACUAAGAACAGUCAGUUUUAUGUUCGCCAAGGAGACGUCGAAAGACUUAUUGCACAAGGAUAUUUACAUAAGCUUAAUUAG